Molecule: messenger RNA, 1248 nt
Organism: Aureobasidium uvarum
Lineage: Eukaryota; Fungi; Ascomycota; Dothideomycetes; Dothideales; Saccotheciaceae
Source: the annotation of a GenBank genome assembly
AUGGACGAAUACUUCUGGACAACCUACCUCCCACAAGAAGACCCAACCUUAGACGGCAGCAUUGGUGGUAUAAUAUCGGCACCCUGGAUACCAAGCAUUCGAGAGCUGGCACAGAAAGAUGCUGACGUGAAGAGUGCCAUGCAAGCUUGCGCAUUAGCAGGACUAGGGUGGAUGAACGAUGAUCGUGCGCUCGUGAUGCGCGCCGCAAGGUUCUAUGCGCAAGCACUCAAGCAGACCAACCUCGCUCUGCAAGACCGUACUGCAGCCCUCGAAGAUGGCGUCCUUGCCUGCUGCCGACUUCUCAUUCUCUUCGAGAUGCUUCAGAGAAUAUCCUAUAAAGCUUCACCAAAGACACCAGAUCGUAACCAGAUAGCUGACUGGCGGAUGCAUGUCAAUGGCACCUGCCGUCUCCUACAGCUUCGUGGACGAGAUAGACAUCUAUCCGGCUUGGGAGUGGACUUGUAUGAUGGUACACGUAUGACAGCAAUCAUUCAUGGCCUUACAAGUCGCCGACCGAACAUCUUCACUCGGCUCAAUUGGAACCUACCCAGACUGAAUAUGAGAGAUGAGCUGUAUGAGCUGAUUAAUCCUGCCCCACAACUGCUCCAGAACUUCGAUCGUUUUCUCCUUGAGAAAAUGUCAACCAAGGAUAACGUUAAUGGUAGGCAGCGCGUCGAUUGGGGACUUGCCCUGAUGAAGCAAGCUUUGAAUGUUUGUUAUGCCUUGCAAGCAUGGGAGAUCCAGGUUUUGAUGUCAUGUCACGAAAGACAGGUAUCUGUUGAUUGUGCCAGAAGUCCAUCAUCAGAACUUGCCCAGGAACAAGGUUCACUUUAUACUGUCUGCAGGCUUCAUGGUUAUGGCUUCUUCUCGACCUGCACACAGUACUGGACGAUGUGUAAUAUAUUCUACGGCUCUCUGAGAAUUUUCCACCGGCAACUCCAAGCUUCCAUGGACAUAUCCACGCCUGCUGGAAUGGCACCAUUCCUCCCUGACUGGGUGAGCCCAGAGCUGCCGGCAAUGAACGUUGCACAGGUAGCGGGAGACUUCUUCAAACCAGGCAUGGGGCUUUGGGCUGCUCACGCCGCAGUGUUCCCAAUCAGUGCUGCGCUUCGGUAUUUUGCUACCACUGGGAGGAGGAACUCGCCUGCUUUCAAGUCGAUGAUAGAUGCGUUCACAACUACCAAGACUGGUGUUAUUAUGCGAGAUUUCCUCAACUCGAUAGGGGUCGUGCAGGAGGCUGAGAGUUGA